AUGUCCACAAGAUGUGUCACAGACUUCGACGUGACUUACGGAAGUGCACUGGCACCUGCGGGAUUUCAUCGAACCACAACUCGGGUAGGCGGCAGUGCAAACCUCAACACGACCGCCAGCUCGCAGCAGAGCUUCCUGUGGACGCAUGAGGGACUCAGCAGGGGCAAUCCCGUAGUGCAGGUAAGCGUGACCUACGACGACGAGCCGGGGCCGGAGGGCUUCGAACGGGUGUCGCGGGACCUCGCAAAGGGCGGCACCAGCGGAAGAAAGGCCUUCCUCUGGCUUAAGCGCCACGCCCAGCAGAUACCCAGGACCGCCAGCGCCACGGCCCUCGACCAACGGAGGCGUAGCUCUAACGACACGAAAGAAUCGGGGCAUGAAGCAGCAGCAGCAGCAGCAGACGCAGCGGCACAAGAAGAAGGGGAUAGUGGCGUCCUACCGAUCGGCGAAGUUGUGGUAGCGUUCGGGUCCUCUGACCCAAACGUCGAAGAGGCGACGGAAGCGGCGGAGCAAGAGCGCGCGGCGGGGGCGGUCGACGGCGCGGGAGGGGAGGGAGGGAGCGUGGAGGAACGGCGCGUUGUUCGAGUGUGGGAGCGAUUGGAUCGCAGCUUGAACCCUUCCACGGCAGUUGCGGCAGAGGACGAUGGGGGGGGGCAGCAGCAGCAGCAGGGUGGCGGGUCGGCGGUUUUCUUGUGGUUUCGACGGGUUUCGGAGGAAGAGCCGCUCUCUUGGUCGGCCCACUCCCUGACGGUGGGCGACUGGUUGGACGCCCGCGACAGCGAUGGGACCUGGUGUGUCGCCCAGGUGGUGCGGAUAGAGGGAGAGUCGAUGCGAGUGCACUUCCAGGGGUACCACUCAAGAUACGACGAAGACAUUCGGGUGGAGUCUUUGAAGUUGGCGAAGCUGGGCACACAUACGUCAGGAAGGGACACGGGACAGUCAACCAGGAGACCGGGAGCCCCGUGGGGCAUCACUCCGAACGAAGUUCGCGAUGUUAUCCGUCGAGUCAAAGGCCUUCUUCCCGAGGUGUUGCGGGAGGGGGAGGUGGGGUCGGGGGACGGUUACGGUGGCGGCGGGGGGCAGGGGCAACACGGCCCGGAGGCCCGUUUGUGGGAGAUGGACUUGCCGGCGUUCAUCGAGCGCUGCCUGUCGUCUUCGAUUAACGAUCUGCAAGCCCUGCCGUUCAUCAACGAUCUGUUCAAGCUAGUACUCGAGAUCAUCGCGGUGCGCUUGUGGAAACCGGCACCGAUGCCGCGGCACCUGCUGCAGACGAUGUCAAGGCUGGGGCACGGUGAUCGCCGGUGCACGUGGUAUUACGCCAGCUACGGCCGUUCAAGCGGCACCCAUGAUGGACCGGCGUUAUCACCAGGAGCGGGCGCGGGCGGAGGCGGAGGCGGGGGCGGUGGCGCAGGCGGCGGUGGCAGCGGUGGCGGUACCGGAGGGGUCUCGGAGGAAGAGUUUUUGUUCGUGGAGAGGAAGCCAGAGUGGGACAAGGUGUACGUGCAGCAGACGAGAGGGGGCAUCCGAGCCGGCUUCCAGUCCGACGCGAGCCGGCUGUACGUGGCGAACAUGAACCACUUCGGCCGGGCGGGCGGUUACGCCGCAAUCCUGUCCAGGAUCGAUCCCAGCAGAGCCGCGGGCCCGGUGUCCAUCGAGGAGUUCACGACGUACACCGGCUUCUUGGCGGUGGCGCCCAAGUGCUUUGCGUCGUUCUCCAAAGACAACCUGUACUUCGAGGACGUUAGGCGAGGCGUUAUGGCGCGUCUUGGGCGGCUGUCGAAUGACGAGCUCGCCGCCGACGAAGAGGCGGUGAUGGCGAUCAUGAGCUCCCUCGGAGUCGUAAUGUCGGCCAUAGACAUGAAGUUCAAUCGGACGGAGAACUUGGAGCGCUUCCACGUGAUGUUCGCGAUUCAGCUGAUCCGGUGCCCUUUCCUCAACCCAAGAAUCAGGGGCGUGACCGUUCUCAGCGACAUCAUCGAGGUCACGAUCAGGAACGCGACGAGGUGA
Molecule: messenger RNA, 2007 nt
Organism: Ectocarpus siliculosus
Lineage: Eukaryota; Phaeophyceae; Ectocarpales; Ectocarpaceae
Source: the annotation of a GenBank genome assembly